AUGUGUGUAGACUAUACUGGGUUGAACAAGGUAUGCCCAAAAGACUCAUACCCACUUCCCAGAAUAGAUCAACUGGUAGACGCAACGUCGGGUCAUGAAAGGCUCAGCUUUCUAGAUGCAUUUUUGGGGUAUCAUCAAAUUUUAAUGGCCGAGGCCGAUCAAGAGAAGACGUCAUUUAUCACGGACUUCGGCACGUACUGUUACACAGCCAUGCCAUUUGGCUUGAAAAACGCAGGAGCAACGUAUCAGAGGAUGGUGAACAAAGUCUUUCGUGGGCUAAUCAGAGGUGUCGUAGAAGUCUAUGUUGACGAUAUGGUGGUCAAGAGCGCCAGAGCCAAUGACCAUGUGGCCUGUUUGCAGAAAGUGUUUGACGUUGCCCGACAAAACAGAUUAAGGUUCAAUCCAGAGAAGUGUGUUUUUGGUACCGCAGGGGGGAAAUUUCUAGGUUUCAUGAUCACGCAAAGGGGCAUCGAAGUGAAUCCCGACAAAAUUCGGGCAAUUCUAGAAAUGAAAAGCCCCACCAGCAGGAAGGAGGUUCAGAGGCUGACGGGACGGGUAGCGGCCUUAAAUCGUUUCAUGAGCCAGGCGGCGGACAAAUGCUACCACUUCUUCAAAGCUAUAGGGGGCUCCUCCGAUUUUGAGUGGACCCAGGAAUGCGAAGAGUCUCUUAGGAAUUUGAAGCAGUCAUUACAAGAGCCCCCGGUCUUGACUAGUCCAUCUCCUGGGGACGUGUUGUGUCUCUACUUGGCAGUAUCACCAAAGGCAGUCAGCGCGGUCCUGGUGAAAGAGUUCUCGAAGGCGCAAAAACCAGUCUACUAUGUGAGCCAAGUAUUGAGGGGUGCAGAAAUAAGAUACAGCCUGACUGAACAGCUGGUGUUUGCAUUAAUUGUCACGGUCAGGAAAUUGAGGCCUUACUUUCAGUCUCACACGGUGCAAGUAAUGACUGACCAACCUAUCAAGCAGAUUCUACAUCGGCCCGAGACCUCUGGGAGGUUGUUGAAAUGGGCCAUCGAGUUAAGCGAGUUUGAUAUCGAAUUCAGGCCAAGGACAGCUAUUAAGGCCCAGGCUUUAGCAGACUUCAUCGUUGAGCUCACCACCCCACCCGAGCUCCCACUAGGGGAGCAGGCAGAUUGGAAAAUUUUUGUCGAUGGAUCUUCAAAUGACGAAGGAUCCGGGGCGGGGAUCAUAAUGAUAGGUCUGAAUGAGGAAGAGUUGGAAUACUCAUUGCAUUUUGAAUUCCCUGCUACAAAUAACGAGGUCGAGUACGAAGCUGUAAUCACGGGUUUGGGAUUGGCAGCCAGACUCGGGGUAACCUCAGUGGAAAUUUGCAGCGACUCUCAGUUGAUAAUCGGGCAAGUGACGGGGGAAUUCGAAGCAAAGGACGGAAAGAUGGCUGCAUAUUUAAUGGAGGUCAAAAACUUGCAGAAGGGGUUCGCUAAGUUUAAAAUAACUAAGGUCCCUCGAAAGGACAAUGAGCGAGCGGACGCGCUGGCUAAGCUCGCAUCAGCCAACCCCAGACGACUGCCUCGCACAGCCAGUGUGCAAAUUCUGCGACAACCUAGCAUCCAACACAUAAUCAAUGUUAUGAAUGUAGAGAAUGAGGAAAGUUGGAUAGACCCACUGUUUGAGUAUCUCACAAAGAAUAAAUUGUCGGAGGAUGCUCUCACAGCCAGAAGGCUAAAAGUUCGGGCAGCCUCAUUUGCCAUCAUCGAUGGGCAACUCUACAAGCGAGGCUUCACAAUGCCAUAUUUGAAGUGUUUGCGACCGACAGAAGCGCAGGAGGUGCUAGUCGAAGUAUAUGCGGGAAUUUGUGGCAACCACCAAGGGGCGACUACCCUUGCGUUCAAAACACUUCGACAAGGAUAUUAUUGGCCUAGUAUUAAGGAAGAUGCUAGAGACCGAGCAACAGACGGCAGUUUUCGGGGUGUGUCCCUUCUUCCAAUGGGGGAUGGACAUCUUGGGACCUUUGCCCUGUCAAAAGGACAAAGGAAGUUCUUGUUAGUUGCCGUCGACUACUUUACUAAGUGGGUGGAAGCUGAGCCCUUGGCUACCAUAACGACUGCAAAGAUACAGGGAUUCGUCUGGAAAAAUAUCAUAUGUAGGUUUGGUAUACUUCGGGUAAUCAUUACAGAUAAUGGAAAACAAUUCGAUAAUCACAGUUUUAGAGCCUUCUGUACAAGCUACCACAUCGACCACAGGCUGACUUCAGUUGCUCACUCGCAGGCAAAUGGGCAGGCUGAAGUGACCAACCGAACCAUACUGUGGGAUUUGAAGACAAGGUUAGAAAAAGAAAAAGGACUUUGGGCUGAGGAGUUGCCCAAUGUACUAUGGGCAUAUCACACUACCCCCCGAGAGUCGACCGGGGAGACGCCAUUCAAACUGGCAUUUGGGAUGGAAGCCGUAGUUCCGGUUGAGAUCUUAAGCGAGACAGGAAGGAUGAAAGUCAAGCAACCAGACGACGCAGCAACUAGGGGAGAACUCGACCUCCUUGAAGGGGUAAGGGACAAGGCGGCGAUAAGAAUGAUGGCUUAUAAACGAAGAGAGGCUGAGUACUUCAAUCGGAGAGUGAAGCCAAGGGUCUUCCAGCCAGGAGAUCUCGUUCUAAGAGAUGCAGCGGCGGCAGGAGACCCCCCACCAAAGCUUGGUCCAAACUGGGAAGGCCCGUACAAAGUAAUUCGUAGGCUGGGAAAGGGAGCUUACAGCUUGAAAGAUAUAAAAGGAAGGCCGCUAGGUAGACCAUGGAAUGCAGAACACCUCAAAAAGUAUUACCAGUAG
This is a messenger RNA of Olea europaea var. sylvestris, 2775 nucleotides long. RefSeq lists its product as uncharacterized. Bases 1 to 2775 code for a protein of 924 amino acids. Gene Ontology annotation, molecular function: RNA-DNA hybrid ribonuclease activity; nucleic acid binding. Gene Ontology annotation, biological process: DNA integration. The transcript has 2 exons. The record is from RefSeq and is a predicted model, not a curated record. Lineage: Eukaryota; Viridiplantae; Streptophyta; Magnoliopsida; Lamiales; Oleaceae.